Messenger RNA from Neoarthrinium moseri, 4440 nucleotides. RefSeq lists its product as uncharacterized. Lineage: Eukaryota; Fungi; Ascomycota; Sordariomycetes; Amphisphaeriales; Apiosporaceae. The record is from RefSeq and is a predicted model, not a curated record. Gene Ontology annotation, molecular function: DNA-directed RNA polymerase activity; DNA binding. The coding region runs from base 1 to 4440 and encodes 1479 amino acids. Gene Ontology annotation, biological process: DNA-templated transcription. The transcript has a single exon.
AUGGCCACCAUGACCGAGACGGCCAAGGGCACCAGUGCCGUGCCGCCCGUCAAGCACCAGGUCGUCGACAAGAUCCCCAAGCGCUUCCGCCAGAUCAAGUUCGGCGUCCAGUCCAACCAGGACAUUGUCAACCAGGCCGUCGUCGAGGUCUCGGAUCGCACCAUGUACGACCUCGAGCAUGGCCGUGAGCCCGUGAAGCACGGUGUGUUGGACAAGCGCCUCGGCAUCUCUGGCAAGGGCGUGCGAUGCGUCACCUGCGACCAGCCAUUGCAGGACUGUCCCGGCCACUUUGGACACAUCCGCCUGCCGCUCCCCGUCUUCCACAUCGGCUACAUCCGGUUCACCAUGAAGGUCCUGCAGGAGAUCUGCAAGGACUGCUCCCGCGUCCUGCUGGCCGAGACCGACCGCCGCUCCUACCUGCGACAGCUCCGGAAGCCCUCCGACAACAUGAACCGCCAGGCCCUGCUCAAGAGGAUCAACGAACAGUGCAGGAAGACCAAGCUGUGCCCAUACUGCGGGGCCACCAACGGCCAGAUCCGCAAGGCCGGCCCUCUCAAGCUUGUCCACGACAAGUUUGUCGCCUUCAACAAGUCCACCUCGGCCAAGAAGAUAGCCCCCCAGGCCAAGCUCGACUUUGACAACUCCUUUACCGAGGCCAAGAAGCACAACACGGACCUGGAGAAGCAUGUCCGCAAGGCCAUGGAGGAUCUCAACCCCCUGCGCGUCCUGAAGCUCUUCAAGCAGAUCAGUGCUACCGACUGCGAGCUGCUGGGUCUCGACCCCGCCGAGGGCCGCCCCGAGAUGUUUCUCUGGCAGUUCGUCCCUGCCCCCCCGGUCUGCAUUCGUCCCUCGGUUGCCCAGGACGGAGCAAGCAACGAGGACGAUCUCACCACCACCCUGGGCCAAAUCGUCUUCAUCUGCAGCGUCAUAAGAGGAGCUCUGCAGAAAGGCGCCAGCCUUCAGACCAUCAUGGAGCAGUGGGACUAUCUCCAGCUCCACAUUGCCGUCUACGUCAACAGUGACGUCCCCGGUCUGACCAAUACCGGUAUCGUUAAGAGCAUGCGGGGCUUCUGUCAGCGGUUGAAGGGAAAGCAGGGCCGCUUCCGUGGUAAUCUGUCAGGAAAGCGUGUUGACUUUUCCGGCCGAACUGUCAUUUCGCCUGAUCCCAACUUGGGCAUCGACCAGGUCGCUGUGCCCAUCCUCGUGGCCAUGAACCUCACAUACCCCGAGAGGGUGCAGCGGGAAAACAUCGACAAGCUGAGGAAGUGCGUGCAGAAUGGACCUAGCAUAUACCCCGGCGCUCAUGCCGUCAUCAAGCUCGAUGGAGAUGGAUCAUACAAGCAGGGUCUCAAGUAUGGAGACAGGGCCGAGGUUGCCAAGAAGCUGCGGUAUGGCGAUGUUGUUGAGCGUCACCUUGAAGACAACGACAUUGUCCUCUUCAACCGUCAGCCAUCCCUCCACAAGCUCAGUAUCAUGAGUCACUUGGCCAAGAUCCGACCUUGGAGGACAUUCCGCCUGAACGAGUGUGUGUGCAAUCCAUACAACGCUGAUUUUGAUGGCGACGAGAUGAACUUGCACGUUCCCCAGACCGAAGAAGCUCGAGCUGAGGCGAUCCAUCUGAUGGGUGUCAAGAACAACCUGGCAACCCCGAAGAACGGCGUGCCCAUUAUCGCUGCCACGCAGGAUUUCAUCACGGCCGCCUACCUUUUGAGCGGCAAGGACCAGUUCUUUGAUCGAAAAACUUUUACAUACAUUUGUAUGCACAUGAUGGACGGUCUCACGCCUUUGGACCUGCCGGCCCCAGCCAUCUUGAAGCCCCAGCGCAUGUGGACGGGGAAGCAAGUCUUCAGCAUCCUCAUGAGACCAAACAAGAAGUCACCUGUCAAGGUGAACCUCGACGCAAAGUGCCGAGAGUAUGAGCCCCCCAACAAGAAUUCUCCGGAUCCGAGGGAGCGGACUAGAGCGCCAGACAUGUGUCCCAAGGACGGAUGGCUUGUCGUGCGCAACUCCGAGGUCAUGUGCGGUAGAAUGGACAAAUCAACAGUAGGAGACGGCAAGAAGGACUCUAUUUUCUACGUGAUCAUGAGAGAUUUUGGUCCCGACGAAGCUGUCAUCGCCAUGAACAGGCUUGCGAAGCUUUGUGCCAGAAUGCUCACCAAUCAGGGUUUCUCUAUUGGAAUCGGUGACGUCUAUCCAACGGCUUCCUUGACCGCAGAGAAGCAGAAUCUCGUCAAGGAGGCUGUCAAAAAGACAGAUGAUCUCAUUGCCUCGUACAACGACAAGACCCUGCAAAAGGCGGCAGGUUGUUCUAUGGAGGAGACUUUGGAGAACUCGAUUUCCGGAACCCUCAGUCACGUCCGUCAGGCAGCUGGAGCGUAUUGUAUUCAGACGCUCAGUACCAAGAAUGCCCCCUGGAUCAUGGCUACGUCUGGGUCCAAGGGUUCGAAUAUCAACGUCGCACAGAUGGUUGCCCUCGUCGGACAGCAGAUUAUCGGUGGCUCACGUGUCGCUGAUGGGUUCCAAGAUCGAACACUGCCUCACUUCCACAAGCUUGCUCGCCAGCCCGCGGCAAAGGGUUUCGUGGCAAACAGUUUCUACACAGGGCUCGUGCCUACGGAGUUCCUGAUGCACGCCAUGUCUGGACGUGAAGGUUUGGUCGAUACUGCAGUCAAGACUGCUGAAACCGGAUACAUGUCCAGACGUCUCAUGAAGUCGCUGGAGGACCUUUCUACGCAAUACGACGACACCGUUCGAACUUCCGGCGGCAGCAUUGUUCAGUUUCAGUUUGGUGCAGACAAGCUGGACCCUGUCGAUAUGGAGGGUUCCGCAGUACCUGUCAACUUUGAGCGCACCUGGUCACACUCUGAAAACAUGACCUGGGACAACAAGGAGCGAGCUCUCCUGCCCUUCGAGAUCUUGGACAUAUGUGACGCACUACUUGCCAAGGAACGAGACCGCUAUCGGCGCCGUGGCCUCCUUGGUGGGGAGUCUCUUGCCUACGAUGAUCAGACUGACUACGGAAUUGAUGAACAUGAAGGUAGUCGACACUUUCUCAGGACAAUUGAAUCGUACGUCAUCAGGCUAGCAACGCGCUUAGCAAAGAUCCGCACAACUUUUGGCCUCCCAGAAUACUUUGAGAAGCCGAACGUGACCCCGGCGGCUAUCGACAAGAAAGAAAAGAGCAACCCUGGAAGAUCGCACAGUGAGAGGGUGGCCAAGGUGUCCAAACGCACCCUUAUUUACUUCAUCACGCUCUGCUUGGAAAAGUUCAAGAAGGCCCACGUCGAACCUGGUCAUGCCGUCGGAGCCGUCGGGGCUCAGUCCAUUGGUGAACCUGGUACCCAGAUGACUCUCAAGACUUUCCAUUUUGCUGGUGUUGCCGGUAUGAGUAUCACACAAGGUGUGCCACGUAUCAAGGAAAUCAUCAACGCUUCGAAAACGAUCAGUACUCCCGUCAUCACAUGUCCCCUGGAGAACAAGAGGCAAAUAGAAGUUGCUCGUGUUGUCAGAGGACGUAUUGAGAAGACGUUCAUUGAGGAUAUCCUACGCUAUAUUGAAGAUGAGUGGGAGGACAGCCGAGUAUAUAUCACACUUGCCAUUGACAUGGAAGCUUUGGAGGCCAUGAACCUUGGCAUUGGCCUCUACAAUGUGCGGGAUGCCAUUGUUAAGGCCAAGAAGCUCAAGAUCCUGGAAGGAGACAUGCGCGUCUACCCGUCUGAUGGCACCAUUGAGAUCUCAGUCAGCCUGCCGGAUGAGUCCAAGAGUCGUUCUGUACGAAGCAAGGUCGCCACGACUGAGAUCGCGGCCGACUUGCUCACCCGGGUCAGCCACCUUAAGCGAGUACUGCCCGCCGUGCCAGUUUCUGGAUACCCCGAGGCCAUGCGUGCCAUUAUCCAGACCGGCGACGACAUGACUCAUACGGUGUUGGUGGAAGGUUACGGAUUACGGCAGUGCAUGAACACCGAAGGUGUGAUUGGCACAAAGACCAUCUCGAACAACGUCAUGGAGUGUAAGGAGGUUCUGGGCAUCGAAGCUGCACGCACAACAAUCGCCAAAGAAAUCGGCGACGUGAUGGGUGACAUGGGCAUCGAUCCUCGACACAUGGAACUGCUCGCUGAUGUCAUGACAUACAAGGGCGAGGUCCUUGGUAUCACACGUUUCGGUCUUUCGAAGAUGCGCGACUCCGUACUUCAACUGGCCUCUUUCGAGAAGACUCCGGAUCAUCUUUUCGAGGCCGCAGCCGGUAUGAAGGGCGACAAGAUUGAGGGUGUCUCUGAGAAGAUCAUCAUGGGCCAGACCAUGACGGUCGGUACAGGCGCGUUCCAGGUUGUACGUAAGUUAGGCUUGGGAGAUGAGCAUCUGCGGCAACUGCCUACUGCGUUUGAGGAUGCCUGGGCCGAAGAUGCCCGCAUCCGCAGGGAUAUGAAGCGAAGGAGAUGA